This is a messenger RNA of Acytostelium subglobosum LB1, 2043 nucleotides long. RefSeq lists its product as hypothetical. Gene Ontology annotation, molecular function: ATP binding; protein kinase activity. The transcript is spliced from 4 exons. The record is from RefSeq and is a predicted model, not a curated record. NCBI's taxonomy places the organism in Eukaryota, Evosea, Eumycetozoa, Acytosteliales, Acytosteliaceae. Bases 1 to 2043 code for a protein of 680 amino acids. Gene Ontology annotation, biological process: protein phosphorylation.
AUGACAACAACAGUUACAACACCGACAACUACAACAACAUGUACAUGUUGUAAAUUGGAGAUAUUGAGGAAUACACCAAAGGUUACAUCCAAGGGUAGACUAUUCCAUGAACAUUGUUUUGUUUGUAGUAAUUGCAAGUCAUCAUUGGAUUCAUUCUUCUUUAGAGAUGGAAAGUUGUUGUGUGAUCCAUGCGAGUUGGACCUGUACGGACUUAAAUGUGCCAGAUGUACCAAUGUGAUCCUGGACACAUCAAUCAAGUCUCGUGACAAGUCAUACCAUGCAGAAUGUUUCAUAUGUGAUUAUUGUACCUUACCAAUCGAAGGUGGAUACUUCUUUACCAACAAUAAAUUCAUGUGUGAUGAUUGUGAUGCACUUCCAUCUCCACCUCAGCCUAAAACACAACCAUCUCCUCAACCACAGCCAACUCAGACACAGCCACAACAACCAAAGCCACAGCCACAGCCACAGUCUCCAGAGACUCAGGCAAAGACUAUACCAGAGCCAAAGACACAACCAACUCAACCUCAGCCACAGCCAACUCAGACACAGCCACAGACACAGCCACAGCUACCGCCACAGCCACAGCCACCACAGGUACAGGUACAACCUCAGCCACAGCCACAGAAACAGACACCCAUUACAAUCACUGAACCAUCAUCACAAACUCCAACACCUACCUUGUCUCCAUUGUCUGAGCCAUUGACCACUUCUCCAAUACCAGAUACAUCAACCACUUCAACAUCAACAUCAACAUCAACAACAACAACUACAACUCCUACUCCUACAUGUACCAUAAUACUUAGUGAUCCAUCACCAUCCUCUGCAAUUACAUCACCAAUCAACAACAAUAACAACAAUAAUAAUGGAUCACCAAUGUUGUCACCUUCAUCUACUCCAUCAUCGACAAACUCAUCACCGACAACUUCAAGAAGAAGUUCAACCAGCAGUAUUGGUAGCUCAUCAUCUGGUACAUGGUCCAGGGCGACCAACCCAACUGGUGCACCAGUGUUCGAUAUGGCGUCCAUAACACCGUUACCAGCACAGUCCACAACUGCAGGAGGUAGGGCAUUAAUCAAUGGCAAGACACUUGGUGAGUUGUUAAGGUAUCAGACAUUCGACGAGAUAGUCUCCAACGUCCUAGAGAACAACAUCAAAGUGUACAAUGAGAUACCUUCCAACGAGGUGGUACUUGGUGACCUAAUCGCCGCUGGUGCCUCUGGCAAAGUCUACAAAGGAGUCUAUCGCGGCAUCGACGUCGCCGUCAAAGUCUACUGCGAGGAGAACAUAUGCUUCAGUCGACAAGAGUUUGACAGAGAGGUGGCCAUCAUGGGACUUCUGGAACAUGAAUGCUUCACCAAGUUCUAUGGCGCCAACACUGAGAAGGUGUCGUACCUGUUCCAUGUUAGCGAGUUGGUGGCCAAGGGCAGUCUGAGAGACAUCCUGUUGAACAAAGAUAUUGAGUUACCCUACUCAUUGAAGCUCUCAAUAGCCAUCGAUGUAGCCAAUGCCAUGGAAUACCUUCAUUCACAUGGUAUCAUUCAUCGUGACCUCAAGAGUGGCAAUGUACUGAUCGCCAAUGAUAUAAAGGCAAAGGUGAUUGACUUUGGUACAUCGAGAUCGAUUGAUUUGUCAAAGCAGAUGACGUUGAACCUUGGUACAAGUUGUUGGAUGGCACCAGAGGUGUUUAGAAAUGAUACGUACACAGAGUCAUGUGAUGUAUACUCAUUUGGUAUAGUGCUCUGGGAGAUAUAUACAAGGACCGAGCCUUACAGUGGCAUUAACAGUUGGUCAAUACCAGUGAUGGUGACAAAGGGUGAGCGACCAGCCAUUCCAAACGACUGUCCAAGUGACCUGAGCAAGCUGAUGAAAGCAUGCUGGGUGGACAAGGCAAAGAAGCGUCCCAAGAUGAAAGAAGUGCGUUUACAACUUACAAAGAUACAAGAGGUACAUUGGAAGAACAGCGGUGGAGGUUCAAGUAUGUCGUCCUCACUCGGUCGCAACAACAGUCUGACACCCAAUGGAAGUCGCAAAAAGAAGGACUAG